Aspergillus alliaceus is the source of this 2709-nucleotide messenger RNA. RefSeq names its product terpene cyclase/mutase family protein. Gene Ontology annotation, molecular function: intramolecular transferase activity. Gene Ontology annotation, cellular component: lipid droplet. Gene Ontology annotation, biological process: triterpenoid biosynthetic process. Lineage: Eukaryota; Fungi; Ascomycota; Eurotiomycetes; Eurotiales; Aspergillaceae. Bases 591 to 2579 code for a protein of 662 amino acids. The record is from RefSeq and is a predicted model, not a curated record. The transcript has a single exon.
AUCGUGCUAAGUUCCCACCUGACAUGCUCUGGUAAGUCACCAGAUAUCAGUCCGUACUAGGGUAUGCGGAUCCCGCUUAUUCGCUUCUGUCAACAUCCCUAUACCAAAUCUCAAGGCUGCUGGCUUCUGCUUAGGAGUUGGUAGAUUUGGUGUGGCUCCCGAUGGCGAUUCUGGUAUGCUCCGAAUAGAUGCUUUGGGCACUGCUCGCGAUUUAGAUCUCGACCAGCAUUCUCGUGGCUAUAUUACAGGCCUGGCUAUCACAGGUUAAGUGUUGUUGAUACCCUUGCAGCGACUGGGAGCAGUGGCAAUGGGUCUUGUGACUCCCUGUUCUGCCUCGUCUCAGCUGGCCUUUCAGCUGACUUAGAAGAGCUACUGCCUUGGUCGUUUGACGGAGAAGAAGCAAUUAUAGUACGUCAUCGAAACACGAGAACGUUCUACAUCACCUGGCAAUGCUCAUCUUGAACUGUGUUCUUGAGUCGGUUUCCCUAAAGACGUUUGAUGGUUCCCUUUAGCUCGAGCAUCAACACAAAGCAUUUCAGAACUCGACCCAUCUACCUGGCCGUGUACUAUUCUUCUUGUUGUCUUUCGGGAUGCCCUUGGCUACCACGGUUCCUAAUCAGCCGCUGAUGGACGAGGUGCGCCAGUCUUUAACACGCGCCGCUUCUUAUUCCCUUAACCGAAGACAUGAUGAUGGCCACUGGCGUGGAGAGAUGAUGUCCAACGCGACCAUCACGGCGGAGUAUGUUAUGUUGCGACAGGCACUGGGUCUAGACAUGUCCGUCGAUCGCGAAGCACUGAUCUCCUGGCUCCUAUCCGAGCAGAGCGACGACGGAUCGUGGGCACUUGCGCCAGAGUCUCCUGGCGAUAUCUCCACGACCACGGAAGCAUACUUUGCGCUGAAGCUUCUCAGGGUUUCGCCAGACACGCCUUCCAUGGCUAAAGCCCGCCGCUUCGUCAUCACUGCCGGUGGCAUCGCCAAGGUUCGCAUGUUCACCCGUGUGUAUCUGGCGAUUUUCGGUCUGUUCCCUUGGAAAAGUGUGCCGGAGAUGCCCGCCGAGCUUAUCCUUUUUCCUACAGCUGUGCCGAUCAAUAUUUACAGGUUGGCCUCCUGGGCCCGCAGUACGGCUGUCCCGUUACUGAUCAUUCGCCAUCACCGUCCCGUAUAUCCUCUUCCCGACAGACAUCCUUUGCCCGCCAGCGAUUUCCUGGAUGAGCUGUGGCGUAACCCUGCGAACAAACUGGUCCCCUAUACCCCAUCACUCUGCGAGCUGCUGCGCACUGAUCUUGUGGCUUUUACGUUUGCCUUACUUGACCGUGUGCUCCAUUGGCUAGGUGGUCUAAGGCGUUUCCCUUUCCGAUCGUGCGCCAGGAAGAAGUGCAUCGCGUGGAUCCUGCAACAUCAGGAACCCGAAGGAGACUGGGCGGGGAUCUUCCCUCCCAUGCACUUGGGUAUUCUGGCCCUGGUCCUAGAGGGUUUCGGGUUAGGCCAUCCCUUUAUCCGCCGCGGCCUGGAAGCGAUUGAGCGGUUCGCAUGGCGUGACGAUAAAGGGAAACGGAUCCAACCCACUGUCUCGCCGGUCUGGGAUACCGUCUUGACGACCAUUGGUCUCUGUGAUGCGGGCCAGAAAGUAGACCUCUCUGCCAGUAUGCAGUGGAUCAAAGCGCGGCAGCUUCUCGGGCCCCAGGGGGAUUGGCGAGUUGUGCGACCCAGAGCUACUCCUCGGGGAUUCAGCUUUGAGUACUUCAACCGGUGGUAUCCGGAUGUGGAUGAUACGGCUGCUGCUAUUUUGGCGAUGGCUAAGUGUGAUCCGGACGGUAUAGAGUCACCAUCCGUUCGGAGGGCAGCAGAAUGGGUCCUCGGCAUGCAGAAUGCCGACGGAGGCUGGGGUGCCUUUGAUGCGGAAAACGAUGCGCUCUGGUUGAACAAGAUACCGUUCAGUGACAUGGAUGCACUGUGUGAUCCCUCCACAGCGGACGUGACGGGUCGGAUUGUAGAGGCCUUCGGCCUGCUCAUGCAACGCCGUGACUCUGCUGCAGGAUUCGAGCUCACCACGGAGUUAGUUGGUCGGAUGAGAUCGGCCGCUGACCGCGCCAUCGCCUUCCUUGUUUCAAUCCAGGGAGCAAAGGGGGCGUGGUUCGGCCGCUGGGGGGUCAAUUAUAUUUAUGGAACAAGUAAUGUCGUCUGUGGCAUGGCGUACUUUCUGGACGAGGGCGCGGAAUGUAUUUCACGGGCGAUCGAGUGGCUCAAAUCUAUUCAGAACCAUGAUGGCGGAUGGGGUGAGAGCGUGAUGUCUUACCGAGAUGACCAGCUCGCUGGCCACGGUCCGUCCACCGCAUCCCAGACCGCAUGGGCACUCAUGGCACUGCUCGCUGUGCUCCCGGCGGAGGAUUUGUCGAUCACUGAAGGAGUUCGGUAUCUCCUCCGUACGCAGACUUUGUCAGAGCACGCCGGGGAGGCGUCGUGGCCCGAGUCGCUGUUCACCGGAACGGGAGUCCCCAAAUUCUUUUAUCUGGGAUAUGCGCUCUAUCCACAUUAUUUUCCCAUGAUGGCUCUUGGGAGAUAUUCUCGCGCCAUCUAGUCGUCGCAUAAUCCCAAUGGAUUGCACAGGUUCCGACCAAGUAACUCGAGCAUAACACAGAUAAGAAUGGAAUAAGCAUGGGUAUAUAUUAAUUAGAUGCUAUCAUUAAUUUUACUUCUUGCAACUAAGA